Cynocephalus volans (Philippine flying lemur) is the source of this 2622-nucleotide messenger RNA. RefSeq names its product kinesin family member 9 (gene KIF9). Gene Ontology annotation, biological process: microtubule-based movement; mitotic cell cycle. Gene Ontology annotation, molecular function: microtubule motor activity; ATP binding; microtubule binding. NCBI's taxonomy places the organism in Eukaryota, Metazoa, Chordata, Mammalia, Dermoptera, Cynocephalidae. The coding region runs from base 1 to 2415 and encodes 804 amino acids. The record is from RefSeq and is a predicted model, not a curated record. The transcript is spliced from 21 exons. Gene Ontology annotation, cellular component: microtubule.
AUGAAGCGGCGUAAGAACGGUAACAAGCAGUAUUUCACUAGAAUGGGUACUAGGAAAAAAGUUCAUGCAUUUGUCCGUGUCAAACCCACCGAUGACUUUGCUCAUGAAAUGAUCAAAUAUGGAGAUGACAACAAAAGCAUUGAUAUUCACUUAAAAAGAGACACACGGAAAGGAGUUGUCAAUAACCAGCAGACGGACUGGUCAUUCAAGCUGGAUGGAGUUCUCCAUGAUGCCUCCCAGGACGUGGUUUAUGAGACAGUUGCCAAGGAGGUGGUUUCUCAGGCCCUCGAUGGCUAUAAUGGCACCAUCAUGUGUUAUGGGCAGACGGGAGCUGGCAAGACAUACACCAUGACGGGGGCAACAGAGAAUUACAAGCACCGGGGGAUUCUCCCUCGUGCCCUGCAGCAGGUUUUUAGGAUGAUCGAAGAACGCCCCACACAUGCCAUCACUGUGCGUGUUUCCUACCUGGAAAUCUAUAACGAGAGCCUGUUUGAUCUCCUGUCCACUCUGCCCUAUGUUGGACCCUCAGUCACGCCAAUGACCAUCGUGGAAAACCCUCAAGGGGUCUUCAUUAAGGGCUUGUCGGUUCACCUCACAAGUCAGGAGGAGGAUGCAUUCAGCCUCCUUUUUGAGGGAGAGACCAACAGGAUUAUAGCCUCCCACACGAUGAACAAAAACUCUUCCAGGUCACACUGCAUUUUCACCAUCUAUGUGGAGGCCCAUUCUCGUACCUUAUCAGAUGAAAAGUACAUCACUUCCAAAAUUAACUUGGUGGAUCUGGCAGGCUCAGAGAGGCUGGGGAAAUCUGGGUCCGAGGGCCGAGUCCUGAAGGAAGCCACCUACAUCAACAAGUCACUGUCAUUCCUGGAGCAGGCCAUCAUUGCCCUUGGGGACCAGAAGCGGGACCACAUCCCAUUCCGGCAGUGCAAGCUCACCCAUGCCCUGAAGGACUCAUUAGGGGGAAACUGCAAUAUGGUCCUUGUGACAAACAUCUAUGGAGAAGCUGCCCAGUUGGAAGAAACGCUGUCUUCACUGCGGUUUGCCAGCAGGAUGAAGCUGGUCACCACUGAGCCUGCCGUCAAUGAGAAGUAUGACGCUGAGCGAAUGGUCAAGAACCUGGAGAAGGAACUAGCACUGCUCAAGCAGGAGCUGGCCAUCCAUGACAGCCUGGCCAACCGAACCUUUGUAACUUACGACCCCAUGGAUGAAAUCCAGAUUGCUGAGAUCAACUCCCAAGUGCGGAGGUACCUGGAGGGAACACUGGACGAAAUCGAUAUAAUAAACCUCAGACAGAUCCAGGAGGUAUUCAACCAGUUCCGGGUAGUUCUGAGCCAACAGGAACAGGAAAUAGAGUCUGCUUUGCGCACGAAGUACACACUCAUAGACAAGAAUGACUUUGCAGCCAUUUCUGCUGUUCAGAAGGCGAAGCUCAUGGAUGCUGAUGGCCACCUAGUGGGUGAGCCUGAUGGACAAGGCUUCGGACUCGGGCUUGCCCCUUUUUCUACCAAACCUGGGAGGAAAUCCAAGUCCAAGAAGACAUUCAAAGAGCAGCUCAGCUCCUCAGCAAGAAAGGAAGGUGCCAGCAGCCCUGUGAGUGGCAAGGACUUGGACAUGUUUUCCACCUCCAAGACCCAGCUUGUCCCAUUGUCCAAGGAUGGGGAUGUCAAAGACAUGCUUCUGCGGGACCGAGAAACCUCCAGCACUGAGCCACUUCCCUCAGACUCCCCAAAGGAGGAAUUACGCCCACCCAGGCCCAGCACCCCGCCCUCCAAGCCCAUCGCCUUUCAGGAGUUCAAGAAUGAGCGAGGUAGUGAGAUAAAUCGCAUCUUCAAAGAAAACAAAUCCAUCUUGAACGAACGGAGGAAAAGGGCGAGUGAGACCACACAGCGCAUCAAUACUAUCAAGCGAGAGAUUGACGUGACCAAGGAGGCACUAAAUUUCCAGAAGUCACUACGGGAGAAGCAAGGCGAGUAUGAGAACAAGGGGCUGAUGAUCAUUGAUGAGGAGGAAUUCCUGCUGAUCCUGAAGCUCAAAGAUCUCAAGAAGCAGUACCGCAGCGAGUACCAGGAUCUGCGUGACCUCAGGGCUGAGAUCCAGUACUGCCAGCGCCUGGUGGAUCAAUGUCGCCAUCGCCUGCUCAUGGAAUUUGACAUCUGGUACAAUGAGUCUUUUGUCAUCCCUGAGGACACGCAGAUGGCACUGAAGCCAGGAGGCAGCAUCCGGCCAGGCAUGGUACCUGUCAACAGGAUUGUGUCUUUGGGAGAAGAUGACCAGGACAGGUUCAGCCAGCUACAGCAGAGCGUGCUGCCCGAGGGCCCUGAUUCCAUCUCCUUCUACAAUGCCAAAGUCAAGACAGAACAGAAGCACAAUUACUUGAAAACCAUGACGGGCCUCCAGCAGACACAUAGAAAAUAGAAUGUCAUCACCAGUGCCUUGAAGGACAAGACCAGAAGCUCCAACCCGCUCUAGUGGAGCUGCCAAGCCCUGUGCCCAGAGCUCCAACCACUCUGUUCCAAGGCUGGGACCCAGCCCGGAGCACAAUGGCCUACCUGCUAAGAGGAACAUCCUCCCAAGGACACCCUUCCUCAUCUCUACAGAGCACUGUUUUAAUUCACUAUCUUA